UUCCUCGCUUGAAUUCAGACUGGACUUGACUCCCACCACCCCACCCCGCGGCGCGGCUGCCAACCCGAACCCCACCCGCUGCCGCCGCGACGUCGCCGCCAAGCAACCGGAGACGCGGGAGCCCCACGCCGCCCUCCACUCCACCCCACCCACGGGCGGCCUCCUCCUCCUCUUCUACAUCCCCUACGACGCAUACGCAGGCGUCCAAACAAUAGCCCGCGGCGGAAAGCGAUUCGCCUCACCGGAAGCGCGCGCAUGGACCGCAUCGUCGGCGGCAAGUUCAAGCUCGGCCGGAAGAUCGGCUGCGGAUCCUUCGGCGAGAUCUACCUCGCCACGCACAUCGAUACCUACGAGAUCGUUGCCGUGAAAAUUGAGAGCAGCAAGACGAAGCAUCCCCAGUUAUUUUACGAGGCAAAGCUCUACAACACUCUCCAAGGAGGAAGUGGCAUUGCAAACGUCAAGUGGUGUGGUGUAGACGGGGAAGAAAAUGUUCUCGUCAUUGACCUGCUGGGGCCGAGUUUGGAGGACCUGUUUGUCUACUGCGGCAGGAAAUUCACACUCAAGACUGUCCUAAUGUUGGCUGAUCAGAUGAUUACAAGAAUCGAGUUCAUGCAUUCCAAAGGGUACUUACACAGAGAUAUAAAACCUGACAACUUUCUGAUGGGUCUUGGUCGGAAAGCAAAUCAGGUAUACAUAAUUGAUUUUGGGCUUGCCAAAAGAUACCGGGAUUCUACUACGAAUCGCCAUAUUCCUUACAGAGAAAAUAAGAACUUGACUGGCACAGCACGCUAUGCAAGUUGCAACACCCACCUUGGGAUUGAACAAAGCCGCAGGGAUGAUUUGGAAUCUCUUGGUUAUGUCCUUCUGUAUUUUCUCCGUGGAAGCCUCCCGUGGCAGGGACUAAAAGCUGCAACAAAGACACAGAAGUAUGACAAGAUAUGUGAGAAAAAGAUAUCAACUCCUAUCGAGGUCUUAUGCAAAUCCUGUCCAGUCGAAUUUGCAUCUUACUUCCAUUACUGCCAUUCAUUGACAUUUGAUCAGCGACCGGACUAUGCAUUUGUGAAGCGACUUUUUCGUGACUUGUUUACCCGCGAAGGUUAUGAGUUUGAUUAUGUCUUCGACUGGACAGUUUUGAAAUACAAACAAGGGCAAAAACAAAAGCAAAGCCCUGGGGCACCAGCUCGACCAAUUCAAGCAGAUGUACAGAAACAAGCAGGUGUAAAUGGUGUUUUUCAUCAUAAUGAAGCUCGGGAGCAUGUAGAGACAAGCCAUCCAGCAGAUCAAGCUGUACAGUCUCAAGGCAAACAGGCAACCAAUAAAGAUUGGAAUUCCAGCAUGCAGCGUACAUUGAACCUUAGACAAGAUGUGGCUGCUGGAAAAGCACAGCUGACGUCUGUCCCGCUUCUUAGUUCCCCGUGGAAAAAUGAUGGUGAUUCAAGACAAAAUGGAAAAUUUGAUGCCGUUCACCACAAUCAGGGUUUUGUAAAAAUAACUGGCUCAUCUAACAGCUGGAUUCCUACAUUCCAGCACAAUGCCCCAGCAAACUGACAGAUCAUGUUUGGUGGAGGAAAGAGGAGAUACAAAGAGUUAGAGAAGGCCCCUGUUCCUUUGAGGUGGUUCAGAGUCAAGUGUCGCACAGUCAAUGUAGACUCUUGUUUAAUCUGUGUUAGUGAGGUGGCUACUGAUGCAUUUGAUGAUGAUGCUGCCUGCUAAUUAUGGAAGGUUUGCUCGCUGUUGUGAUGAAUGCUUGGGCAGUUCGUCGGACUGCUGCUUAAACAUUUCGUUGUAGGAGUCCUGGAUGCCUUGUAAAUUGGUUACAUGUUAAUAGAUGUAUGGUUUGAGCAUAUUGCAAAUAAUUAUGAUCUGGAUUUCUGCACUUUCUGCUGUCAAUUAAAUUACACAUGUUACAACACGAUUGUUUAUUGAAGUUAGCUUUGUCAUCUGAAAUGUUUUAGCAUUAGGUACUGCAGAGGCUCAACUGAACAGGGGUAGAGUAUGCCAUUCUUAAGUUGACUUUGUCGACAUUGGUAUUUCCGUAUCUUUAGCAGCGUGAUGCUGGCAAGCCUUGGAAAGCAGCUGAAUAUCUUCUGAUGUCAUCAUUUCAUUGUGGAAUCGUUCAAGUUGCCAAUUUUUUCUUAAAAAAAAGGUUUCCAUGUCACCGUUACACUGGCCAAAUCCAGCCAUCGGAGCUGUCAUGACAUUGUUGCUUGCCUGGUUGUGUUAGUGUAGUUUUGUAUCAUCCAUCCCGACAAUCCUAGUCGCCUCAGACUUGUUGCUGCCUCAAAUGAGGAGAUGCUCGACAGGGGGCCUGGGGCAGUGAAGCUGUGGUUUUCAUCCAAGUAAAUGAUGCCAAGUCUACCGAUUUUUUUCAUGUAAAUUAAGUCGUGGAAAUCUGGGAGACGCCAGGAGGAGGAGAACAAUUCUUCUUGCACAGGAUUGAUUCCCAGAUUCGUGUCUCCAAAUGCCUAAUGGGCCCCUUGACGCGAGGAGCUAGCAAGAAUUCUUGGCACGAGCUGCAGGAAACACGGAUUGCAGGGCGCAUCAUUCCCUCCAACAUGAAAAGGAGGAAGCCCUGAAUCAUUCUCUUUCCGUAAGCACCCAAUCAUACGGACCAUUAAAGCAGACAAAGAAGAGAUAAGCAAGCCCCAUCAGCAUAUUUCAUGAAAAUACGAAAGCAAGUCGCUUUGAUCACCAGGAUGCUAAUGACAAGGCAUAUUCCCUUGUUUGUUUCAUGUGAUUCAAUUUCGUCACUAGUUGAUGCCAAACACUUUUGUCUCAAGUACUUGUAAAUGCCAUCAGGCAUGCGCUUAGCUCGAUGUCAUGGGCACAAGUACUGCACUUUAUUUUGUUGCUGACCAAUGAUUCAGAUCACGCGCACGUAACCACAUCAUCACCCAGUA
Messenger RNA from Setaria italica (foxtail millet), 2900 nucleotides. Its product is annotated as casein kinase 1-like protein 3. NCBI's taxonomy places the organism in Eukaryota, Viridiplantae, Streptophyta, Magnoliopsida, Poales, Poaceae. Gene Ontology annotation, cellular component: nucleus; cytoplasm. Gene Ontology annotation, molecular function: ATP binding; protein serine/threonine kinase activity. Gene Ontology annotation, biological process: peptidyl-serine phosphorylation; endocytosis; signal transduction. The coding region runs from base 256 to 1548 and encodes 430 amino acids. The record is from RefSeq and is a predicted model, not a curated record. The transcript has 19 exons.